Messenger RNA from Dendronephthya gigantea, 1087 nucleotides. RefSeq lists its product as uncharacterized. Gene Ontology annotation, biological process: chromatin remodeling. Lineage: Eukaryota; Metazoa; Cnidaria; Anthozoa; Malacalcyonacea; Nephtheidae. The transcript has 12 exons. Gene Ontology annotation, cellular component: nucleus; Ino80 complex. The record is from RefSeq and is a predicted model, not a curated record. Bases 30 to 842 code for a protein of 270 amino acids.
UGAAAAUCGAAAUCGAAUGUUGUUUUUCAAUGGCGGAUGAAAAUAUGCCAUCUGUAACGAAAUUAGGAAACCACUUUGCCUCCACUAACAUGGCAGGUUACAGGCAAAAAUAUAAGACAUUAAAAAGGAAAUUAAAAUUUCUAUUAUAUGAACAAGAAAGUUUUCAAGAAGAAUUGAGAAGAUCACAAAGGAAACUUUUGAGAGUUUCAAAAGAUAAAAGUUUUCUCCUUGACCAACUUCUUCAAGUAGAAGGACUUGAUUUCCCCUCCUCAGAAGAUGAAGAAACUGCUAUUUCAUCGAGUGAAGACGAACUACAGAAGAAAAUUGUCGCCGACAGAGUGCCAAAAGAGAAAAGGUCCAAAAAGCAAGCCCAAGGAGUUUCCAGCUCACCUGUUGAUUCGUCAAUUCAUCACUCAACGACGUCUUCGCAAGACACCAAGGUUGACCACAACAACCAAAUUAGAUGCAAGUUUUUCGAAAAUGGUAAACAAUGUGUAAAGUACAUCAGCAAGAGAGCGAAAUCAGGAUAUUGUACUGCUCAUAGGACGGUGAUCAGGAUAUCAAAACAAAACAAUACUGGAAAGCCCACUCAUCUUCUUCCCCGGUCAAAUGAACAAAAUGAGACAGAACUCGUUCGUCAGGCUCGAAUUAAUGACCUUCACUUAUUACGGAAUCAAGAAACAAAUGAAUUUCCAACGACGUCUGCUGCCUUACCUCAGGAUGUUUUCAGUAUGGAUGACGACGAUCCAACGAGUGAAAACGAAGGUUCAACAGAAUCACAUAGUUACCACAACAACAUCUAUGAAGGAGAUGGUGAUUUGAUAAUUGAUCUUCCUGAAUAAUCAUAUAAGGAAUUUCUCGCAUCGUUUAAAACCUAUAAUAUAUUUUCUCAUUGUCAAGCAACAUAUUAAAGUUGAAACAAUUCAUGUACAAGCUGCGUAUAUAUUAAAGGAAUACUAAAUGUUUUCUGUGCAGGAUAGCGUGAUACUGCGCGAUUAAACAAGCCACUUAGUGUUUUUGUAGUUAGGGCAAACCGUUGUUCCAUGUUUUCUUUAACUUGUAUGUCUAUCGUUUCAAACUUCGGCGU